Gilbertella persicaria is the source of this 919-nucleotide messenger RNA. RefSeq lists its product as uncharacterized. The record is from RefSeq and is a predicted model, not a curated record. NCBI's taxonomy places the organism in Eukaryota, Fungi, Mucoromycota, Mucoromycetes, Mucorales, Choanephoraceae. Bases 226 to 531 code for a protein of 101 amino acids. The transcript has 2 exons.
UCUAUUGUUUGUCAUGAUUUUUAUUAUAAGAAAAUAAACCUCACAUCCCACUGCUUCCCUUCUUGUUAUUCAAAUAGUCAUAUCAUUCAUCAGUCGCUUUCUCUUUUUCAACCACAUACACUUUAUAUAUCAUGCCAAUACCCUCUCUUACUCGACAAAAUGCUUUUAUACUAGAAGAAAAUCAAACCAAAUCACCGUUAGAUAUGCACUGUAGCAUUUGUCAUAAUGAGUCUCUUGUCAAUGGCAAAUACAUACAACCUUGUCGUUGCGAAUUGGGAGAUAUUAUACCAUUGUAAAUACAACAUACACUUAUCGAGUUUUGUAUUUCAUAAUUUGUUUCUAAUCAACUUUCUAUCUAAAAAAAGAUACGCUCACCGAAUGUGCUUUAUGAAUUGGUUUAUGGACAAUGGUUACCCAAAACAAUGUCCAAACUGUAAAUCCAAUUAUAAUGUUACUUUCUUCUCCUUUUUUCUCUUUACUGGUAAAUUACUUGGGAGAAAAAUAUUGUUAUUUACUCGCCUUUUUUUUUAAAUAGUAAAACGAAAAAGAUAUCAGUUGUUUCUAUCGUCUAUUCUCUUGUUUAUAUCCUUGUAUUUUCUUGUUCAUGUCACACGCUGUACAGUACUUCAAACCCUCACUAGAAAUCAAUUUAUCGCUCGAUUCGGUGAGCAAUAUCGAAAUGUGCCAGAAAGGCUGAUUCUUCCUGUAAAGUAUCACACUACAUACAUGUAGUAGUAACUCACGUCUUGUAGAGAAUUAGUGUCUCCUGCUUACAAUCUUCUUUUCAUAACUCUUUACAUAGUUUGUUCAUAUCAUCGCUUCAUUGUAUUUGUAUCAUUGCUUUGUCUAUUACUUUUCCUCUGAUCUUUGUCUUUUGGUCAUUUUGCAUAAAAUAAAUUAUCUGACAUUGAAACCUUAA